Melanotaenia boesemani (Boeseman's rainbowfish) is the source of this 3166-nucleotide messenger RNA. RefSeq names its product regulator of G protein signaling 5a (gene rgs5a). The record is from RefSeq and is a predicted model, not a curated record. NCBI's taxonomy places the organism in Eukaryota, Metazoa, Chordata, Actinopteri, Atheriniformes, Melanotaeniidae. The coding region runs from base 103 to 654 and encodes 183 amino acids. The transcript is spliced from 5 exons.
UGCUGAAAGCCAGUCAGAGAGCAAAAGGAAUUCGGAGACUCACAGAAGCCAAACAGGAAAACUGAAUUCAAUCUAAAGCACUGUAACAGAAAGCUCUGGAGAAUGUGUAAAGGAUUAGCUGCCUUACCUCAAACCUGCCUGGAAAGGGCUAAGGAGAUCAAGUCAAAAUUGGGAGUUUUACUGCAAAAACCAGAAAAUGCCAUCGACCUCAUCAUCCCCUACAAUGAGAAGACUGAAAAGAAGCCAGAGAAGCUGCAGAAGCCGACUCCUGAGGAGGCUGCUCAAUGGCGUGAGAGUCUGGACCGAGUCCUGAACAACAGCUAUGGACUGGCUACUUUCCGCAGCUUCCUGCAGUCCGAGUUCAGUGAUGAGAACAUUGAGUUCUGGAUGGCCUGUGAGGACUUCAAGAAGAUCAAGAACCCUGUGAAGAUGGCUGCUAAGGCAAAGAAAAUCUAUGAGGACUUCAUUCAGUCUGAGGGACCCAGAGAGGUGAACAUUGAUCACUUUACCAAGGAUGUGACCCUCAGGAACCUGGUGGAUCUUUCACCUGCUACCUUUGAUCUGGCUCAGAAGAGGAUUUUUGCCCUGAUGGAGAAAGACUCCUUCGGCCGUUUCCUCCGGUCUGAGCAGUACCAGGACCUCCUGGUCAACUAAGCCUAGAAGCAGGAGUCUGGGGGUUGGAGGGGGGUGGGAAGGUUUCAAAUAGCAGCUGAAACAAUCUGAAAGAAAUGAUGACUUUAAAAUUAAAUACAGCCAAUAAAUUUCAAUUGUGUAAGACAGCUUGAAGACUUUCAUUUUGCAAAAUCCAAAUUAAACAAAAAAAGAAACAAAAAUUUGAAUUCAGCUUAACUGAAAUACUGCAUUUUGAAUCGGCCCCAUCUCCCCACCUUAUACACAUAUUCCUGAAUUUCUUUCCAAAUUAGGACCAUUGGAAACAUUAAUUCCUAAAGUUCCCCCUUGUUAAAACUCCCCCAGAAUAAUUCAAUUUGCUUAAAAUGCCCUUAAUAAAUAAAGUGUUAAACAAAUAUAAAGUCAAAGUAUAGAAACACACUAGGCCACAAAGUCAGCUCUUUAACUACUGGGUGCAAAAACAGAGUAUCCCCUGAAAACAUGACGUUACAAAUAAUUGUGGAUCAGAGUGCUUGACAAUUGGAUUUGUGUAUAAGCUUGACCCACUGACAGACGUGCAUUUUGCAGCAACUGUCGAGUAUUACUCUCAGAGUCAGAGCAGAAACAAUACCAGCCAAAAAAAGAGCUUUGAGAUUUGUGUUUCUUUGUGAAUGAAGAAGAGGUUUGCUAGUUUAUUUGCUUGGCCUUGUCUAAUUUGUUCUCACCUUUGUUUUAUUUUCUUUGGUGUGGAAACAAUCCCAAGUAGAUGAAUUAAAACUUAUAGUGUCACAAGCUGGAUCACAGAUGCAGCUGAGUCUGUUACAUACUACAACUACAGGGUAAAGGUAGUGUCAAUAUCACAAUACAUUUUAAUGUAAAUAAAUCUUAUAUCAGGGCUGUUUGCACCAGAGAUCCACUCAUGCCCCACAAAGGAAUCAAAUUUAGAAUAGUUUGAUCAUAUUGGGACCUAGUAAACUUCAUAAACUCCAUAUCAUAGCCCGUUCUUACCCAUUCCUAUACACAAAACAUGCCUCCAUCUACAUUUGUUUGUAUUUCUUCUCCAGUAAAAGACAUUAAGUAUUGUAGAUAACUAAAUGUAAGAUUGGCUGUUAUGCGGUUUGUGUUUUUUCAAAGAAUACUCAAAUUUAGUAGCUGUUGCGCAACAUAGGCAGUGAAAUCUGUGGAUUCUCUUAAAAACCUUCAGCUUAUACCAAAUAUCUUGUCCUUUUUUGACAAAAUAAUUUAAUAGGAGACUUGUAUCAAAGCAAAACUAACCAUUAUCACAUAACUUUAUUCUGCUUCUCUCAUUCACUUUCUCACUCUUAGAUAAAUACAAAAAAAACAUCUGGAUAUUCACCAAAUCCAACUUUUUGAUUGAAAUAAACCCUAUGGGAGCCAUUCCUGAGGACAGUGCUGACUAGUUGGCUCAGUGGCAUAGCUCCAUGGCUACCACUAAACUGCAAGUUGCUAAGAUGGGAAAAUCAAGUAGGAGGGAAUCUCAGAAAAAGGAGUAAACAGAGCAGUGGCUUUAUACAAAGAGAGCUUUUUUUCCCAUGUGAUAAUACCAAAGUGAUAUGUAUGCAUGCAGAGUCCCUAAAAAGGUCCAGACAAAAACAUGGGAGACAGAACUUGAAAGUAUGCAGCACUUGACAAUCUCCUCUUUUUGUGGCGAAUCAUCUAAUUAUUGGCUUUUAAUUACAAAUUAUGCAACACAUGCAUAACAUUUUAAAUAAACAUUUAUAAAAUCUUUGGGAGCAUUAUGAUAAAAAUCACUCCUCACCAAACUUCUGAUGUUCUUUUACAAGUUUACCAUUUACAAUAACCACAAGUUAUUAAUCACCCUUCUGUACUGUAUGAAAACACCAUCUUAUGCUUGGCUGAAACAUAAACAGAUGUAAUGCAGAGAUCAAUGUUAGGGUGCAAUGUUUAACUGUCCAACUACAAACAUGUAGCUGAAUGUAGUUGAAUGUAGCAAUCGUUGAGCGUGAUAUAUUUACUCUCUUCUGAUUUUUCUUCUAUUUAGUAAAAACAUUGUGUUUAACCAACUCAAAUAUUAUUUAUAUUCAGCAUUUUAAGUCCUUAUUGUUCCUAAAGUGCAAAUAUAGCACAUCCAUAUCUGAUAUGAAGCAUUUUUAAUCACUUUUUAAUUGAAUUUAUGAUUGUAUUGAUUUCAAAAACAACAAAUUUGCAAAACUCAGUUUGUCUCAGCUUUGUACAGCAUUGACAAGGGUUUAUUAUGGCACAGAUUGACCAGUCUGAUGUCAUGACCUGAAAUGUUAUGAGUGAAAAAUCUGCAUCAUCCCAAAACAAACAAAAGAAAUCAAUAAGGGCUUUCAGAGUGCUGAGUAUGCAUUAAUGGAUGUAGCCUUGCAUGUACGAAUUGUAGUGGAUCACAUAAAAAUAUUUAUGCAUACAAUUCCUGAAGAUGUAUUUAUUUAUAUGUGUAAAUAUCUAAGUUGUUCUCAUAUACAGCAAUGGAAUUCAUGAGUCUUUGAAUGGAGAGCUGGAAAAGACUCAAUCAGGGUCUUUUCAUUGUUAUAAAGGACAAAACAUUUGA